Messenger RNA from Didymodactylos carnosus, 975 nucleotides. Lineage: Eukaryota; Metazoa; Rotifera; Eurotatoria; Philodinida; Philodinidae. The record is from the annotation of a GenBank genome assembly.
AUGGCAAAAAGUGUCUCAAUGCCCAAACGUAAACUGGCUCUAGUCAUCGAAAUAGAUAACUACGAGGAGAACUAUGGUCGUCCGAAGCUAGUUAAUCCCGUUCGCGAUGCUGACUCCAUGGCCAAUACUCUCUUAGAAAUUGGAUUUACAGUCACUUCGACUAAGAACAAAAAAUAUGUUCCACUCAAACGUGAUAUUGACGAUUUUGUACGUUUACUCAAACCCCUGGAUUUGGUGGUGUUCUUCUUUGCUGGACACGCUGUACAAUGGGAAGAUCAAAACUUUUUACUGCCUGCUAACAAUCGAAAUCUUACAAAGGAAAAUAUGACCAAGCGUGCUAUCAAUGCACAAUUGGUCUUAGAAGCAAUGAUGGCUCGAGAUUCGUUUGCAACAAUCUUCUUUCUAGACUGUUGCCGUGUGUAUGAAUUUCGGCAUCGAGAUCUGCCCGAUCCGGGCAGGAGAGGACCAGCAGCAGGCGUAGAAGACAAGUUUAUGCCUAGAGGAAGAUUCAAGCAAAUGCCUACGACGUUCGGCUCUCUCAUUGUCUAUGCGUGCAAAGAGGGCACAACGGCGAGUGAUAAUCAGUUGGAAGAGAAUGGUCUGUUCACAAAGUAUCUGCUUCGAUACAUUGUGCGGUCGAAUGAAACGAUUCACGAUAUCCUGUACGACGUGAUGCGCGAAGUUCACGAGGUUUCACGAGGAAGACAACAACCGUUCUAUAAUGGCAGUCUCAAAGAAAAGGUGUAUCUAUAUACUGAUAACGAAUACAAAGGACUGUCGUCGACAUCAUCCGCUGGCACAAAACACGUUUUGAAGGGGCCACGCACAACAUCAGCCGAUAAAGAAGGUGCCAGUGAUGAUAAUGAUGAUGCAUUAGAAUCCUUCCGGAAAAGAGGACGCUCGAAUAUCUUUUUAAACAAAGAUCAGUUAGAAGAAGAAGUUCGUAAUUAUUGCAAAGAAAAAGGUUGGCCUUGA